AUGAAGGCUGUUCCGAGCUUGCUUUUGUUUUGGUUCCUGUGUUUGUUCCGGUCGACCGUGGUUGCAGUGGACGACGAUGUAGCCGAGACGGAAUACAAGUUUAGCAUAUCGAUGCCUGAUGAUAAUAGUGGUCGUCUAUUGAGACAACAGCGAAAACGACGAAUAUCCAAUGCGGCCGCGCCGUUGACCCAGGCGACCACCACAACGGGAGCAGCACAUCAGGUUGGCAAGGAAUCAAGACCCGAGAAGAAGGCAACAAUGACGACUAUCAGGGACGAUAGAAGGUUGAAGAGUGACAGCAAGAACAAGGAUAAGACGGGGGCAACAGUCAAUCCAAUGACGGAAGAAGACAAGUUAUUCUGGGACCGACUGCUAUCUGAUGAAGUGGCAAGCAUAUUGCCGGCAGAAACCAGACCUCCUGUACCUUGUCCCACAAGAAUUGACGUCGAUUGCAUGACGGUGGAUGGUGGCAAUCCAUGCACCUCGGUGGUUCCUCCCGCAAACGGCACGGGCGACGAUUGCCUGGUGGAGGUUGAAUUCAUCUAUACGAUUUCCAAUGACGGCACGGAAACGGAACGGAUCUACUCCCUUCAGGUCACACGAGGGUUGGAGUCCAUUGUCAUUACGGAUAUUCCCGAUGCCAUUCCCACGGUGGAUUUGCCACCGGGUGACGUGAUCGUGGCACCCGUUCUGCGAGAGAUUGACGUGUGUACGGAGACGGGAAUUGGUGCCUUUAACACCGUGGCAAAGCUCUUGACGGGACCUCCCUCGUCCAUUAGUGUUGAAAUUACCUGUGUGUCGGAAGAAGGAGAAGAAUGCCAGCGAAUCUCGCAAGCACCGACACCGGAUGAUUGCUUGCUGGAUGUUAUUUACACUUACACUGUAGAGAAUACUGGAGUUGCCGACUUUAACAUUUUCGAGUUCACUCGUGCUCGGGACGGCGAAUUUGCCAAUCUCAUGCCCUUGCUGGAUACCGUGUUUUUGGCCAGUGAUGCUACCACAGCAGUGCAGGAGAGGGAAGAGAUUGACCGGUGUGUAUCUCAAUCCUUUUUCACGCAAGUGAAAGUGAGAAAGGUACCAACCGUAGACUUGCUAUGUGAGGAUCGAGAUACUUACCCAUAA
This is a messenger RNA of Seminavis robusta, 1122 nucleotides long. Lineage: Eukaryota; Bacillariophyta; Bacillariophyceae; Naviculales; Naviculaceae. The record is from the annotation of a GenBank genome assembly.